AUGGAACAGCCCUUCCGAUGCAACAACCAGACUGGAGGCUACUGCCGGGGGAUCCUUACAGAGGAGGCGGUUGUCACCACCUGCUCGCACAUCUUUUGCAUUGCUUGCUCGAAAAAGGUUGGCUUGUCCGAUGCCCGCCUUGACCACCGAAUCUGCCCAGUCUGUUCGACGAGACUUCCAAACACAGACGAUGCUGUGCAGACCACCCUCAACCCGACCGAAGAGUACAAGACCAGUGUUCUAAGUGGCUUGGGUCCUACCUCUAUCAUCGAGUGUGCGGGAAGGGCUCUCGCUUUCUGGACCUAUCAGACUACGCAAGAGAUCUCCUAUCAGCAGCAUGUCACCAAGAACCUGACUGAAAGAUACAGCCAUCUCAGUACGGCUAUGGAUAAAGUCAUUCAUGGCGCAAAUUCCGAGAUCCAGAGCCUCCAGACCAAAGUUGAAGGCCUUACAGUCGAUUAUACAGCCCUGGAACAAAAGCAUGCAGAGGUAGUUGACCUGUACCGCGAAAAGAGCCGCAAGCACGCGCAGGCUCAAAAGCUUUACGACACUCUCAAGCAAAAAUACCAGGCAGAGCAAAUGCAGACAGCCGCCUCCGCCAAUGUCGCCCAGGCGAUCGAAUCCAUUGACGCUGAGCGACGUCCCGAAACUCUUCGUGCAGCCCCCUCGGCCGCGAGGCAUCACCCCGGAUAUGCUGACACCACCAUUCCACAUCUCGAAUGCAGGCCAUCACGGCGGUCCUCAAUCCUUGGAACCUUGGAGCAGCUUCACCCUCAUCAAAGGUCUGGUAGCAGUGCUAUUGGAAGCACAGGCACAGGUGAUCAACAGGUCAUGCCACCUCCAGAAAGACCGAGGAUAUCGAGGAUUCGUGAGUGCCUGAGGAGCGAGCCUUUCGGCACUGUAUUGAUUCUUCAUAGCAAACCUCCAGACAUCCGGAACUCCAAUGCACCGUGUUGCUUUGCCCGGAACAGCACGAGCAAACGCAAGUCGAUCCCAAAUUCCAAUGGCUACUAG
Messenger RNA from Exophiala aquamarina CBS 119918, 1014 nucleotides. RefSeq lists its product as uncharacterized. The transcript has 4 exons. The record is from RefSeq and is a predicted model, not a curated record. Gene Ontology annotation, biological process: reciprocal meiotic recombination. Lineage: Eukaryota; Fungi; Ascomycota; Eurotiomycetes; Chaetothyriales; Herpotrichiellaceae. Gene Ontology annotation, molecular function: ubiquitin protein ligase activity. Gene Ontology annotation, cellular component: synaptonemal complex. The coding region runs from base 1 to 1014 and encodes 337 amino acids.